AUGGAGCAACCUCAAGAAAGGGUGGUUAAAAUUGGAAAAAGGAUCGAGAAAAUGCCGUAUAUUAUCCACGCCGGUCGACUCAUCUUUGCAUCUGCGUUCAUCGUGUCUGCUUUGAGAGAGAUUUAUGGAUUUGACCUUAAUAAUGGUGGAGUAGCUGCCGAUGAGUUAAGACCAAAACUUGGUUUUCUUGAGAACCAGGCAAAGUACAUAGUUGCUCUUGGAAUAGUGAUGAAGGUACUUGGAGCGAUCUGUUUCAUCUUCAACGCCUACAUAGGAGCUUUGAUCUUGCUUGUAUACCAAGCCAUUUUGAGCCCUAUAGUGUACGAUUUCUACAGUCACGAAUUUGAUAGAGAUCAUUUCACCAUGUUCUACAAGAAGUUCCAAGCUUUUGUGAACGAGACGAUAUCAGCUGAUGGUGGAGCGUCCAUGAGCCGAUAUAGCUCCAUAGUUAACGAAGAAUCGCGCCAGAAAUUCAUCGAUCAACUUAACGAGAUUGCAAGACUAGCCAUCUUGAAUCCUCUGUUCACACCAAGCGAGUUUAACACAUUGUUCAUGAGGUUUAUUAAGGGUAUUGGAAUAGUAGCUGCAUUGGCCUUCUUCAUUGCGAUGAAACAUAGACAUGAGGUGCUCAUCGAGAAGACGUCCAAGAAGCAAAAAAUUAACUGA
This is a messenger RNA of Capsella rubella, 666 nucleotides long. RefSeq lists its product as uncharacterized. The record is from RefSeq and is a predicted model, not a curated record. Lineage: Eukaryota; Viridiplantae; Streptophyta; Magnoliopsida; Brassicales; Brassicaceae. The coding region runs from base 1 to 666 and encodes 221 amino acids. The transcript is spliced from 7 exons.